Necator americanus (New World hookworm) is the source of this 1716-nucleotide messenger RNA. RefSeq lists its product as uncharacterized. The coding region runs from base 1 to 1716 and encodes 571 amino acids. Lineage: Eukaryota; Metazoa; Nematoda; Chromadorea; Rhabditida; Ancylostomatidae. The transcript has 13 exons. Gene Ontology annotation, cellular component: nucleus; cytoplasm; cyclin-dependent protein kinase holoenzyme complex. Gene Ontology annotation, molecular function: cyclin binding; cyclin-dependent protein serine/threonine kinase activity; ATP binding. Gene Ontology annotation, biological process: regulation of G2/M transition of mitotic cell cycle; G1/S transition of mitotic cell cycle; iron-sulfur cluster assembly. The record is from RefSeq and is a predicted model, not a curated record.
AUGGCUCUGGCGGCUUCACAGCCUCCAUAUUGGCGUUCUACGAAAGCAGACGAGUACAGGGAGCUAAAUUUGCUUGGCAAAGGAGCUUACGGUGUGGUGUAUCAUGUCACGCAUACUCCAACUAUGACUGAGUAUGCGCUGAAGAAAAUAGUGGUAGGAGUCAACGAUGACGGAGUUCCGCAAAGCGUUCUUCGUGAAAUCUCGAGCAUGAUGUCACUUAGACGGCUUCGACACAAGAACAUCACUUUGUUACACGAUGUCUUCCACACUCUUGAGAACAACGGUUGUGAUCUGCACAUAAAUAUGGUGGUAGAGAAAUGCGAUUGGGAUUUGUAUUCGUUCUUGAAAGAUAUUCCCAGGGACAUGCCUGACCACCAGUGCAGACUCAUAGCGAAACAGAUUUUCGAAGGUGUAGACUUCCUGCAUAGCAAUAACAUCGUUCAUCGCGACCUCAAGCCUCAAAACAUACUCAUUAAUCGAGAUCAAACAGUAAAGAUUGCCGAUUUUGGUUUAUCUCGAACUUAUACAACACAGAGCUGCUUUACAACUGUUGUUGUCACGCUGUGGUACAGAAGUCCGGAGUUACUGCUACAAUGCAGUUACAAUACUGCUGUUGAUAUCUGGGCCAUUGGUUGUAUAGUAAGCGAGUUGUACCAAAGAAUUCCUCUCUUCCCUGGUCAAACGGAGGCGCAGCAACUCAGCAUAAUCUUCCAGAAGAUGGGAACACCGAGGUCAUCACUGUGGCCGCAUGAUGCUGUGGUAGAAAGAUCGAAUUACCCAUCGUACCCUUCGCAACCACUUGAAAGACUGAAUCCUCGUUUGCCUCCCGAUGCCAUUCCCGUUAUUAGCGGUUGCCUUACUUUUGCCACCGAGCAUCGUUCCACUGCACGUGAGGCGCUUUCCAUGCCGUUUUUCAAGAAGGAACAUUUAGAAUCUUCGAAGAGAAGAUGUAUUCUAAUACUUAGAGGCUCGGAUUCGUUAAAACUGCUGCAAGGCCUUGUUACAAAUGAUGUCAAAAACGUGCACCCCUCCGUUGGAAUGGCUGCGCUAUUCCUUAAUAACAAAGGGAGGAUAGUGGAUGACGUGAUAAUCUCUCGAGCAGAUGGAGAUGUCUUUGUCGAAUGUACUGCUUCUAACAGAGAAAAUUUGAAGAAGCUGCUGGAAAAAUAUCGUAUGCGUAAAAAUGUGGAAAUAGUUGAUUCUCAAGAAAAUGUGCUCUUCUCCGAGGAGGAAACUCUGCAUUCAAUCCUGGACCCUAGACUUCCUUCAUUUGGGAGGCGUUUGUACAGUAGUGACACAGGACAGGGAUCGUUAGCUGGUUAUCAUGAGAGACGAAUGAUGUAUGGUAUUUCUGAGGGAUGUGAAGAGAUGGAGUCAUUGCUUCCUUUCCAAGCAAACGGCGAUUUCCUAAACAUGAUAUCAUUGGAAAAAGGAUGCUACAUUGGACAAGAACUGACGGCACGAACAGCACAUACAGGGGUUAUUCGUAGGCGCAUUAUUCCUUUCAAAUGUGAAAAACCGGUGAAGGUGAAAGGAGAGGUUAUGCAAGAUGACAAGAAAGUUGGCGAAGUGAUUGCCUGUGGAUCUGCGUACGGCUUGGCUCUCUUAUCAUUGAGUGCUUUCGCGCAAUUGUUAAACGUUGAUGGCUUGCCCAUCAAGCCCUACAAACCUUCAUGGAUGCCUGAAUCAGCGCUAAAGCCGAAGGAGAAGUCAUAA